Malus domestica (apple) is the source of this 2322-nucleotide messenger RNA. Its product is annotated as acid beta-fructofuranosidase 1, vacuolar-like. Gene Ontology annotation, biological process: carbohydrate metabolic process. The record is from RefSeq and is a predicted model, not a curated record. Lineage: Eukaryota; Viridiplantae; Streptophyta; Magnoliopsida; Rosales; Rosaceae. Gene Ontology annotation, molecular function: beta-fructofuranosidase activity.
GGUCCCCAGUCUCCAUGCUCAUUCCUCACAAUCUCUCCUCUAUUUAAACCCCAUUUAAAUGAUUUCUUUCUCUCACUCACCUCUCUCUCAAUUUCCACUUGCAGAGAGAGACGCCAAACAACAUGGACACCACCAACAACACUUCCUACACUCCCUUGCCGGGGGAAGACCCCUCCGCCGCCGUCCCUCCGCCGACCCAUCGGAGACCCUUUAAGGGUUUUGCCGUGAUAUUCUCCUCCGUCAUAUUUCUCUUGUCAUUUGUCACAUUAGUUAUCCACCAAGGACCGGGGGCGCCGCCAAAAACAGUGCCAGAACAACCGGAUCACCACCACCAAUACAGGCCAGCUUCAACCAGUUCAGAGACGAGGUCGUUUUCAGUGCCUCGAGGAAAAUUAGAAGGAGUAUCGGCCAAAUCGUACCCUCAUUUUUCAGAGGAAGCUUCAUAUAAUUGGACAAAUGCCAUGUUUUCCUGGCAAAGAACUGCAUUCCAUUUCCAGCCAGAAAAAAAUUGGAUAAAUGAUCCGAAUGGGCCGUUGUUUCACAAGGGAUGGUAUCACCUGUUCUACCAGUACAACCCGGACUCAGCUGUGUGGGGCAACAUCACAUGGGGCCAUGCGGUAUCAACGGACAUGAUUCACUGGCUCUACCUCCCGCUCGCCAUGGUCCCCGAUCGAUGGUUCGAUGCGAACGGAGUGUGGACCGGGUCCGCCACCCUCCUCCCUGACGGCCAAAUCAUAAUGUUGUACACUGGCAGCACCAAUGAUUCCGUGCAAGUACAAAACCUCGCCUACCCUGCCAACCUAUCGGAUCCCCUUUUACUUGAUUGGGUCAAGUACGAAGGUAAUCCGAUUUUAACUCCGCCAUCCGGGAUCGGAUCCACUGAUUUCCGUGACCCCACAACCGCGUGGAUUGGUCCCGAUGGCAAAUGGCGAACUACCAUUGGAUCAAAAUUCAACAAAACUGGAAUUUCAAUGGUGUACACCACCACUGAUUUUAUAAACUAUGAGCUCCAUGAUGGGGUCUUGCAUGAGGUCCCGGGUACGGGUAUGUGGGAGUGCGUGGACUUUUACCCGGUUGCUAUAAACGGGUCCAAGGGUUUGGACACGUCGGUAAACAACGGCGGAGUUAAGCACGUGCUGAAGGCUAGUUUGGAUGACACAAAAUUGGAUCAUUACGCAAUUGGGACUUAUUUUAUAGAGAAUGAGACAUGGGUACCCGAUGACCCGACUAUCGACGUUGGUAUCGGGUUGAAGUAUGACUAUGGAAGGUACUAUGCAUCAAAGACAUUUUAUGAUCAAAAUAAGGAGAGAAGGAUCUUGUUGGGUUGGAUUAAUGAAACUGACACUGAGACUGAUGAUUUGAAGAAACGUUGGGCUUCCCUUCACACCAUUCCGAGGACGGUGUUGUUUGAUAGCAAAACUGGAACCAAUUUGCUUCAAUGGCCGGUGGAGGAGAUUGAAGACUUGAGAUUAAACAGUACCGAAUUUACUGAUGUUUUGGUUGAAGCAGGAACAGUUGUGCCACUUGAUAUUGGAACUGCCACACAGUUGGACAUAUUCGUCGACUUUGAAAUCGAGUUAUUGGACACAGAGGAGAGCGUGAAUGGGAGUUCAGGGUGUGGUGAUGGUGCUGUAGAUAGGAGCACAUUCGGACCCUUUGGCAUUUUGGUCAUUGCAGAUGAAUCUCUUUCCGAGUUAACCCCGGUUUAUUUUCGAGUUACCAACUCGACCGAUGGGGACGUCACGACUUACUUCUGCGCCGACGAAUCGAGGUCCUCCAAGGCUCCUGAAGUCUUCAAACAAGUUUAUGGAGGCGAAGUUCCUGUGUUGGAUGGUGAAACUUAUUCUGCCAGAGUGUUGGUUGAUCAUUCGAUCGUGGAAAGCUACGCGCAAGGGGGCAGGACGGUAAUUUCAUCGCGGGUUUACCCGACAGAAGCAAUCUAUGGAGCAGCAAGGCUGUUCUUGUUCAACAAUGCAACAGGAGUGAAUGUCAAGGCUACCCUCAAGAUUUGGCAGCUCAACUCAGCCUUCAUUCAUCCUUUCCCAUUAGACCAGAUUUAAUCAGGGACGUUAAUUUAAUUCUUGCAGCACAAGCAAAACCAUCUCCUUCAUCACCAGCUGUCAUUCAUCACUUGGCUGCCAAGGAAUCACAAAUUUUGUGACAAGCAAAAUGUCGAAAAUGUGCGUCAUUGGUGGUGUUUUUGCUAUUUUUUUUCAUUGGGUUGCCAUUCAAUUUGUAGUUAAAGGCAUGCCCUUAAGCGAUACAAGUCGAUUUAGAUUCCAAGAAGAAUAAAUUAAUAAAGUUAUGCGUUCAAUUACUCGA